This is a messenger RNA of Cololabis saira (Pacific saury), 2474 nucleotides long. RefSeq names its product solute carrier family 25 member 25a (gene slc25a25a). Gene Ontology annotation, cellular component: mitochondrial inner membrane. The transcript has 10 exons. Gene Ontology annotation, molecular function: calcium ion binding; ATP transmembrane transporter activity. NCBI's taxonomy places the organism in Eukaryota, Metazoa, Chordata, Actinopteri, Beloniformes, Belonidae. The record is from RefSeq and is a predicted model, not a curated record. Gene Ontology annotation, biological process: transmembrane transport. The coding region runs from base 79 to 1491 and encodes 470 amino acids.
CCUCUAGCCGGGUAUUAGCUUUGAGCUAUUUAUUUAUUUAUUUGUAGUUUCUUUUAAAGUAAGUCAUCCAAGCCAAUCAUGCUGGGUUUGUGCCUUUACGUGCCCGUUUCCAACUCGGAUCCGGUGGAAGUGGAGUAUUUUGAGUCAAACGGAUUGCCAUCUGAGCUCAAGUCCCUUUUUAACAAACUCAGCGUGUUCCUGCCGUCCGAGGAGUUCUCAACCUACCAAAAGUGGCGAAAGAAAACCUCAAACGGCAAAGAGACUGAUGUAGACGGGCAACUGGACUUUGAGGAGUUUGUUCACUACCUGCAAGACUAUGAGAAGGAUCUGAAGCUUGUGGUGAAGAGUUUGGACAGGAAGAACGCAGGUCACAUUGAUCCAAAAGAGUUUGUGCAGUCUCUUCGUGACCUUGGGGUGAACAUUUCUCCUCGACAUGCAGAGAACAUCCUUAAGAGCAUGGACAAGAAUGGGAUGAUUACAAUUGGCAGUAAAGACUGGCGCAAAUACCCCUUAGUGGAGAAGACUGAAAACCUCCCUGAGAUCAUCCUUUAUUGGAAGCACUCCACGAUAUUCGAUGUGGGUGAGAACUUGAUGGUGCCAGAUGAGUUCACCAUUGAGGAGAAGCUGACGGGGAUGUGGUGGAGACACCUGGUUGCAGGUGGAGGAGCCGGGGCUGUUUCAAGGACCUGCACUGCCCCUCUGGACCGACUCAAAGUCAUGAUGCAGGUUCAUGGAUCCCGAACCAACAACAUGUGCAUCAUGACUGGGCUAACACAGAUGAUCAAAGAAGGGGGUGUGAGGUCAUUGUGGCGCGGCAAUGGCGUGAAUGUGAUAAAGAUCGCCCCGGAGACGGCUCUCAAGUUCAUGGCUUAUGAGCAGAUUAAGCGACUAAUCGGCAGCGAUAACAAGACUUUAAGCAUCGUGGAGCGAUUUGUUGCAGGCUCUUUGGCUGGAGUGAUUGCCCAGAGUGCCAUCUACCCGAUGGAGGUCCUAAAAACCCGUCUUGCCCUGAGGACGACCGGUCAGUACGCUGGCAUCUCGGACUGCGCAAAGCAGAUUUUCAGGAGAGAAGGACUUGGAGCAUUUUAUAAAGGCUACAUCCCAAACAUGUUGGGCAUCAUUCCCUAUGCAGGCAUCGACCUGGCCAUUUAUGAGACGUUGAAGAACACAUAUCUGCAGCAGUACGGGACUAACAGUGCCGACCCCGGUGUGGUCGUCCUGCUGGCCUGCGGCACCGUGUCAAGCACAUGCGGUCAGCUUGCCAGCUACCCACUAGCCCUGGUCCGAACCCGCAUGCAAGCACAAGCUGCGAUCGAGGGCAACCAGCAGGUGUCAAUGACCGGGCUCUUCAGGCAGAUCUUGCAGAGCGAGGGCCCGACGGGGCUCUACAGGGGCCUGGCCCCCAACUUCCUAAAAGUCAUCCCUGCCGUCAGCAUCAGCUACGUGGUGUACGAGCACCUGAAGAGUCAGUUGGGAGUGACGUCGCGCUGAAACUCUUACCAUCACAUGAAAAGCUUCAGUGUGACCCUCUGACCUGGACCCCCCCCAAGUUCUCAUGUUAGGAACCCCUGAGACUAUUUUGGGGGGAGGUAUUUUUAGUAAUCUCAUUCUGUGAAUGUCAGCUGAUGUAAGAGGAGGAAAGGCCAGCGUGGAGGAUAUGGACUCUGUGAGCUCAGACUGUCAUGACUACAACUGCUGCUAUUUACUGUUUCUUUUCGUUUUUAAGAGAAGCUGUGAGAGUUGAAGCAAUGACUGAAUGUAAAUCCAGGACCAAAUGUUUUUAUUUGUUCUUGAGUCAAAUGUCCAGGUCUUUCCAUUGUUGUGACGUUGUAAACUUUGGUAGGUCAGUUAGUUGUGUAUGACCAGGACAUGCGAGUAAAUCAGAGUGUGUUUUACUCGGCAGAUGUAGGAUUCAUAAGCUUUGUGUUUGAUAACAGCUCUGCCUCUAGAAAAAUAUGACUGUAUCCCAAAUGAGAGGAUUUUUGCACAAGAAUUUUUUUCUCUCAACCCCUAUCCUGAUUGCAUUGAGUGCAGGAUUUUCUGCAUGCAUCUUAUUUAUUGCUACCUGCCCUGUAUUUAUUCUCUAAAUGAGAAGAUGAGUUGUCUCUUGAAACACCAGUCGUGCAAUUGAAAUUUCUGGGUGUGGGUGUGGUAUUAUUGCCUUAACAACCCAAGACACUAAAAUGUGUGGUGAAUUAUUGGGCUACAAGUUCUUGUUGGCAGAUAGAUGCUGUCAAUCUUUUCUGAAGGUAUGUCUUAAGUGUUCACCUCAGGUUUAAAGGGAAAACGAUUUUGUUGAAUUCUUGUUAAAAGCACAUGUUCAAAAGGAGGAGUUUGGAUAUCAUUUUGAGCACCAAUUUUGCACUUUAAUCAAUGUUCAUGGCUCACCAAUGCAGGAUAAGAUUAUUUUGUAAAAGUUUUACUAAUGUUUUAAAGGACCAUUUUUGAUGCAAAUAAAUGCGAGUUCAAAAAUA